AUGGAUCCACUCGAUGGGUCUACGAUCUCUAACCAAAAAGAGAGAUUAAAGAAGCGCACAAGUAUCUACACAGACAUCGUGCACACCGACGAAGAGGACAGACAGUCCAAGAGGAAUCGGAUUUCUUCCCAUACCAGUGGACAUUCAAUGUAUGCCAGAAUCCCUCCAGAUCUAUAUCAGCAACCAAUAACACAAUCCAGACCCGAUCCGUAUUCUGCCAACGAUCCUGUGGAUGGAAUCCGGCAACGCUACGCACCAAUGGAGCCCUCCAAUUAUGAUACUCAAGAGACAAUACAAGAUCGCCACCGAAGAUACGAAAGAGUCGCUCCAGGACUUGGCAAAUCGAUGCUGGCAAACAAUCCUUUUGUUGAAGAGAGCGAUUCGAACGAAGAUGGCCCUUCAGAUGAAGCUGAUGUUCAAGGAGAGGAUGUCGAGCGCAGAUCAACGCCGCUCUUCGUCAACAGCAGCGACAGUACUCGUCUGUCACAAGCCAACUUCCAAGAUGGUCGCCAGUACGGCCACAGAGCAACAGGGAACAGCCUAUCUAACGACACAUCCGGAAUCCAUUCGAGUGACCAGCAGUCGCAGCCCAUCCAGACCCGAGAUGCAAGAUCCGGUCAGCACUACUCAUACCGCGUUCCGACUCGUGACGAUCUUCCGCACACAAUGCGCGGCCAACACGGAGGAGCGAUGAAUCAAACUCAGCCUGCCACGGCCCGUCGAGCUCAUUUCAAGUUUGUAGACACAACCCAGAUGCAACCUGCGUCCAGUCACGAUCAAGCAAGAGACUCUCGUGCGGUGCUUGGAGGGAGACCGAGAUCUGAACACCGACAUGCACCCGAGAUGCCACUUGCACGACAGCAACCCAUACACACUCAAGCUCGAACGCAACUUGCGUUUGGGCACGAACCAGCAAGAGAUUCUCGUGCGUUGCUCAGAGAGAACCUGAGACCCGGCCGCCGCUAUGUACCCGAGAUCUUGUCUGCUGGUAGAGGUGCAGUACAGAAGCCUCAGCCAAGUCACAAGCAUGCAAGCGAUCAAUCCUUCCCAUCGGGGAUACCGCCAUCUCCCAUGAGCGAUAUCCGCCCGAGAAAAUCCCUGAAGCUAGAAGGUUACAAUCCUCCCAAGAAUAUCCUGAGCACCGUCAGACCUCGCAAGAGCGACACCGACAGACCGGGACAUGGCCAGCUCAAAGAAGACAUGCAAUACCCGGCUCAGAUCGCAGCUUCGACCUCUCCAGAAUACAGAGCGCCCGUCACCCCUAUCGCUCCCGUCGCCUCCUUCGCUCAAAACACUCCUACCGCUCCCAUCAUCCAACCUACAGCACGAUACGAUGCUCCUUCACCAUCCUUGCGACCUGGGUCUUCCACAUCGGAUUCUAUUCAAGAGAGAAUCAACACGAUUCCUGAAGAGCAGUUGCGCAACUUCAUCCCUAACAGCUUGGAUAAACAAGUAUGGGAAUACAGACACAGAGCGGAUCCCAUGGACUGGCAACAGAUCAAGGAAAUUCUCGAUCUGACCGCACCACCCUACGUUCUCGACACCGUCAAGACUAGACAGAGGAUCUACGAGGCAAAGCGUAAGCUUGACAAACAGGAGACAACGACAACAGCAGAGGAGAUCGUGGAGCAAGCUCUCGCACCUAUCAUUCCUGAAACUGUGGCACCAGCUGCUACCACUGCCACUUCUGUUCUGCCGCCGACUCCUAUCAAUGCUAGACCUGUACCUCCAUCUCCGGCAGUACAAGCUGAUGCAAAAAGACUUUCAGAAACAUUGGAGGAAGAGAGACUCCUUUGGGCAACAAAAGAAGCAGAAUUGCAAGAGCGCAUCAAAGCUUUGGAAAGCGAGUCUGCUACCAAAACCGCAGAGCUCAAGGAGCACGAAAAGCAACUUAAGCUCAAGGUCGAAGUACAGGAAAAGUAUCAGAAGCUCAAGGAAGAAGCUCAGACAUACAAGGAAAACUUCAAGGCCGAAAAGGAUUCGCGUGUCAAGGCUGAGCGUGAUUUGAGGACUGCUCAGUCUGACAUCAACAGACGCGCUCUCGCUGCCGCUGGCGCAGCAAGAAACAAAGGCAAGGCAGUCGAUAAUGGCUUUACCUUCUCCAACGACGACGAGGACGAAGAUGUGCGGAAGAAAACUCCCACCAAACGCAGCAAUGCCCGCAAACCCGCUGCAUCUAGCAAUCUCAGAGAUGAUGGCCACCCCCAAACAGCAGGCAAAUCUCUUCCGCCAGCUGCCAUUCAAGCUCUGUACAAGCACCUCAACAAAUGCAAAGACGAAGACGAAGAAAAAAUCGAAGGGCCACCAGACUUCAUCCAAGAAGAAGAACUCAGCUACUUCGUCUACACAGUCUUCCGCAAGCAAUGGUCGCACGAUGCAGAAGAACCAGACGACGACACCAAGAUCGGCUGCGGCAACUUCACCUAUCUGAAUGAAGCCAACGUGGCAGUCACCAACGAAAUCUUGCGUCCCCAUGGCAAUGCCUCAGCCAUCAAAAUCGACCCCAAUGAGGAAAGAAGUCUGCACCAAGGAAUGGGCGAGUUCAAUAUGGCUUGGGCUCAACUCGAUGUCCCUGGCGGACAUGUCAAGGUGUGGGUGGAGAGGCAAUUGCACACCGAGUUUGAAGGCAAGCUACCUCUUUUCGAGGACAAAGGCAUCUUGUACAAGCAGGUCUGGGCAAUCAGACAAGAAACCACGUCGGCUGCUGCUGCUGCUGCUGCUUCAGACACCACUUCAGAGACCACUGGCCCCACCAUCACCACAAUCGAAGAAUCCGACGAGAUCUACACCACCUUCGACCUCGCCAACCGCAAAGCCAACGAAAAAGUGUUCAACAUGCUUUGGCCCGAGGAGACUUCAACUCCGGGCAGCAGCGCGAGGAAGACAACUCUCAGUGCCGUCAAAGCCAAGGAAGACGCGAGACAGGACCGAAAGCAGAGGUUGGAUGAUUUGGAGGAUCGUCGCGAGUUGUUUGCUGAGGAAGUUGAUGGGGAGGAUGGAAGCAAGGUCAAGGUCUUUGUUGUGCAGAAGACGGUCACUGGGCCCAGAAACUGA
Aureobasidium namibiae CBS 147.97 is the source of this 3054-nucleotide messenger RNA. RefSeq lists its product as uncharacterized. The coding region runs from base 1 to 3054 and encodes 1017 amino acids. The transcript has a single exon. The record is from RefSeq and is a predicted model, not a curated record. NCBI's taxonomy places the organism in Eukaryota, Fungi, Ascomycota, Dothideomycetes, Dothideales, Saccotheciaceae.